Molecule: messenger RNA, 600 nt
Organism: Cyclospora cayetanensis
Lineage: Eukaryota; Apicomplexa; Conoidasida; Eucoccidiorida; Eimeriidae
Exons: 2
Coding region: 1-600 (199 amino acids)
Source: RefSeq, a predicted model, not a curated record
AUGGGCAAUCUGCAUGCGCUCAUUCCCAGCAAGUUCAAAUAUAGGUUCCCCCGGGAGAGGAUUCCCCGGCACCAGAGCUACGAGGUCCUUGCAGUAGAAGACAAUCCGAACGCGCCGCCCUUGGCCCCCCUCCCCCCGAAGAAGCCGCACAAGAAGAAGUCGAUAUUUGGCAUCGCCAAGCGUGUGCAGCAGCGGAGACUCGAGACGCAGCAAGCAAGCGAUAGCAUCAUGGGGGCAAGUCGAGACUAUUCGAAACUUGAGACUUGGGGAGCCAGGGGCUGGGUAAAGGACUUCAACUGUUUCCUCUGCACAAGCACAGACUAUGUCAGCGAAGAGCAGACGCAGCUGGAAGUCGAAAAUGCACAGCUGGACGAGGCGCUAGCAGAAUACCAAGAAACAACGAGGGCUCAGGCACUGCAGCUGACGGAAGCGAAGAAGGAAUUCGAGCAGAGACUCUUAUCCAAUCAGAGAGAACGCGAAGAAGCUGCUAGGGAUAUCGUGGCCGUAAAAGACGCCUUGCAACGCAUCCAAGAGGAGCGCGAUCAUUUGAUGGAGCAGCAGAAAGAGUCAGAUUCACGGCAAUGCCAUGAACAGUUUUAA